This is a messenger RNA of Cataglyphis hispanica, 624 nucleotides long. RefSeq lists its product as uncharacterized. The transcript has 3 exons. Lineage: Eukaryota; Metazoa; Arthropoda; Insecta; Hymenoptera; Formicidae. Bases 95 to 490 code for a protein of 131 amino acids. The record is from RefSeq and is a predicted model, not a curated record.
UAGACGUUCUCAGAUUUCAAGAAAAGGUACGGCUCUAUUAAGGUGUAACGAGGGCACGUUCCGCGUGCGUAAGAUAUACGGAGAUGGCAAUUGCAUGUUUAGGGCAAUCAGUUACAUUUUGUGGCGGAACGAGGAAGAGCACCAAUCGCUCCGAGCUAUGGUUGUGCGACACAUUUGGGACAAUUGGCGUGAGUAUGGCCCGUUCGUGAUAGCUGAGUGGAAUAUUUCGGAUCGCCAAGAGUACUAUGAUUACAUGAAUCCAGUGGGUACGUUCGCCAGUGAACUGGAAUGUACGGUGGCCACAAAAGUCCACCGCAUGAAUCUCUCGAUCUAUCGAGAACUCACUGGCGGGUACGAGCUCGAGCUGGUCUUCCACAAUCGUGUAAAUGUCAACUAUGAGACCGCGAGACUCCUGUUCACCGGAUGCUCCGAAAAUGGUCAUUACGAUGUGCUGUUACCCAAUUCGAUAUCGAACUUUUAUUUGAGUUAAUAUGCAAAUUAACGAAAAUGGAUAAAAAUAGAGAGUUUUGACUUUCAAUAGAAGGAACCAAAUAUAUAUUAAAAUUACUUUACCAGUGUUCUCUUCGAUAUACAACUUUUAUUAUAUUUUGUAUUUUGUAAUAU